GCGAAUUACCCAAACAGGCCCCUCAGGUUCAGCAGAACCAGCCCUUUCGUUUUCAACCCAGGAAAACACCACUUCCAAACCAACAAUGCUACUUUUGCGGAGCCUUUGGGCACUGGAGAGCCACAUGUCCCCUUGCAGCCGCCCAGAGGUCAUCACAGUCAAGUAAUUUCAACCCACCACAAGGACUUCAGCCUACAGAGGCCUGCAAAAAGCAGUGAUUAUUCAGGGGAUCAGAACUCAAGCAGAAGUAUUAAAAGAAAAACUAACAUGGAUUUGCCACAGGUCUCCCGUUCAAUAUCAGAACAGCCUAGUAGUAGGUCACAGCUUGAUGUUUCACCCAUAGACAAAGUCAAACCUGAAACCAGAGACAUGUUCUCCUCCGGUAUCUGGAAGCUGAAGAACAAUUUAGUUCAUACAGACCUUAUUGAUCUAGCAGGACAUAUGCCAGAUUUAGUUCUCAAGUCUAAGGCCCCAGCGACAGUCUAUAAGUAUGAAAGAUCUUAUAAUAGUUGGAAAAAAUGGAGUUCAAAAUUUAAGGAGAUUACAUGUUUGCCUGCUCAUCCAUUUCAUGUUGCUUUGUAUCUUACAUCACUUGUUCAGGGAGGUAAGAAAGCUCCAUCUGUCAUGGAAGCUAUUUACGGUAUUAGUUGGGCGCACAAGCUUGCAUGUCUGCCAGAUCCUUGUAAACAUGAUUUGAUUUUGAACAUCAGAGAAGCGGCAUUAAGAACGUGUAGUACUCCAGUCAAGAAAAAAGAACCUGUUACUUGUGACACGUUAAAGAAAUUGGUUAGUAUAUCUGGGAAAACUCCCUCUCUACUUGAUUUAAGGUUUUUAACAAUGUCACUUUUAUCUUUUGCUGGGUUUUUCAGAUUUUCUGAAGUAGUGAAUAUCAGACGGUCAAACAUUAAAUUCAAGGAUGGCUUCAUGAGUAUUUUUGUUGAGAACAGUAAAACUGACGUUUAUAGGGAUGGGCGUCAUGUUUUGAUCGCUGCUACAGGCUCAGAUCUAUGUCCAGUAAAUAUGCUAAACAGGUACCUGAUUGCUGGAAAUGUUGCUGAAACUUCCAAUGAAUAUAUUUUUCGUCAACUUUCCUUCUGUAAAUCUGUACAAAAGUAUGUACUUAAAGGUCAGAAACCUUUAUCAUAUACCAGAGCGAGGGAAAUCUUUAUUGAGAAAUUCAAACUAAUUGGUGAAGAUGUCAAAAAAGUGGGUCUUCACAGUUUUCGGUCAGGAGGGGCGACUGCUGCAGCUAACGCCGGAGUAACAGACAGACUGUUCAAGAGACACGGACGCUGGGCGUCAGAUAAGGCCAAAGACGGUUAUAUCAAAGACAAUGUUUCUGAACUGUUGAGUGUGUCAUCAAUGUUGGGAUUGUAAAUAAGUCGAAAUAAAUCUGCUGCAUGGACCCGUUCUUUUAAUUCGAGCAGCGGUAGGCAUUACCCAUGAGUGGAGUAUGUUGUCAUAGUAAAUGUUUUAUGUUCGGUUGAACAUAGUGAAUUAGAACAUAAAUGUAUUUACUAUGGGGUAAAUACGGUAACGAAUGUGAUUUGAAGAAGGCUGUGCACGUGAAAGCGGUGGCGUCACGUGCUUAAGGUGCAGAGGAGAGGGCAAGAAACACCACUCGAGGCCUUCGCGUCACACAGGCGAGCUGUUGUCUUCUUUGUUUGUUAAAAAUAUACACAUAAAGGUAAUCAGAUUUUUAGUGUAAUGCUUGUCUGUGUUGGACGGCCUGUUAUUGCAGUGUUGCCGAAUGGCAGGUAAAACCGUAUGGGAAAAAUUGCCGCAGGGCAUUGAGUGCUGUUUAGCACGAAGAAGGGUGUUGCUUUCUUUCAGUGAGUGAUCCCACAGAGAGGUGAUUCAGGAGUCCGGACAUGGAUUUGUAUACACAAGAAGACCCACCGUCCAGAUAAGUUAUCUUUAUAUUUUCAAAAAGUUAAUUUCGCAGUAAUUUAUAAAGCGUUCAAGCGCGAUAUUACAAGGAUAUUGCAGUAUUUCGUAACGGUUUUAUGUGCCAAAAAUAUUAAAAUGUACGUUUUUGUUACAGAAAGAAUACCUUAGAGAAUAUGGAGUGUCGGUGUUUGGAAUGGAAUAUAACACGACAGUCGCGUGUCUACAUGUAUGAUUUUGUAAAUAAACCUUCUCGCCUGUUAACAGCGGUAGGCAUUACCCAUGAGUGGAGUAUGUUGUCAUAGUAAAUGUUUUAUGUUCGGUUGAACAUAGUGAAU
Molecule: messenger RNA, 2225 nt
Organism: Haliotis rufescens (red abalone)
Lineage: Eukaryota; Metazoa; Mollusca; Gastropoda; Lepetellida; Haliotidae
Exons: 3
Coding region: 268-1377 (369 amino acids)
Biological process (GO): DNA recombination; DNA integration
Molecular function (GO): DNA binding
Source: RefSeq, a predicted model, not a curated record